UAUAAAGUAUAAAGUAUAAACAUUGACAUAGUUUGAGACGUUCGAGUAUAUAAAGUAAAACCAUUGAUUAUAGAAUUCUAAAUCUAUCCUAUAAAAAUAUAUAAUCAGUGGUAAAACACUAAAAUAUUACAUUUAAAAACUUAAGAUAUAUUGCCACUGAUGAUGAGAUAGUUUGUCAAAAUAUGUCAAAAGUUAAAAUUAAUGAAGAGGAUGAAGAUUCUGGAGAUAAUUCUUCAUCAGAAAACAGUAGUGAAACUAGUGAUGAUUCUGUAGAAAUUGAAAUACCUUUCAAAGUUGGUAUGUGGGAUUUAAAACAAUGUGAUCCAAAACGAUGUACUGGAAGAAAAUUAAUGAAGUUAGAACUGAUCGAUAAACUUGGGAUGUCUGCUAUGUUUAAUGGUAUCGUUCUAACACCUAUUGCUACUGAAAGUGUUUCAGCUAAGGACUAUCAAAUCAUAGCUAAAUAUGGUGUGGCUGUUGUGGAUUGUUCUUGGGCACGACUUAAUGACACUCCAUUCCACAAGUUGCAGCACAGAAAAGCAAAAAAAAAYUUGCGAUUGUUGCCAUACCUUGUUGCUGCUAAUCCAGUAAACUAUGGUCAUCCUAGUAAGCUAUCUUGUGUAGAAGCUUUAGGUGCCGCCAUGUACAUUGCUGGUUUCAAAAAAAUUGGUGAUUUGUUCAUGUCCAAAUUUAACUGGGGUCCAACAUUUAUACGCCUCAAUCAAGAAUUAUUUGAUGGCUAUGCUAAAUGUAAAGAUGGGAGAGAAAUUGUUGCUUAUCAAAAUCAAUAUUUAGACCAACUGGAUAAUGACCAUUGUGCCAGUAACAGUAUAGAAUCAAGCAGUGAGUCUAGUGAGGAUUAUGAAGAAUUAACUGUUUGAAAUUKAUAAUUUAAUUUAUAAUAUAAAAUAUACAUUUUUU
Messenger RNA from Diuraphis noxia (Russian wheat aphid), 921 nucleotides. RefSeq names its product 18S rRNA aminocarboxypropyltransferase. NCBI's taxonomy places the organism in Eukaryota, Metazoa, Arthropoda, Insecta, Hemiptera, Aphididae. Gene Ontology annotation, molecular function: rRNA small subunit aminocarboxypropyltransferase activity. The record is from RefSeq and is a predicted model, not a curated record. Gene Ontology annotation, biological process: maturation of SSU-rRNA.